AUGCUUUCUGAGCUUUAAGCCUUAUCAAGUUUAUGAAUUAUUGAAGUGUAGGAGACAAAGAGAAGGCGAUACGAAAAGCAGCAGUCAGUUCAUGACUGAGUACUCACAGUGGAUUACACUAAAUCUUUACUUUUUGGUUGCUUUUUAGUGUUCACUGAUUGCAAAAUGGCAUAAUCUUCGUGAAGUUUUGGAUCAUAUCAUCUUGUUCUCUUGUUGUUGUUAUUUAUAUAUUCUUCAGUCUCCAAUCAUCUCUCCUGUUUGUGUCUCCUGCUGUACUCAACUGAGUUUCUUCUCCUGCAAAGAUAACAAAAAUAAAAAGAACCCAAGUUUUUACUAGUAAAUUACCAACCACUAUCAGCUUCUGCCUACAUAUAUUCAAGGUACUUAUCAACUGAUACCAUCAACAAAAUUUGUAAAAGGAACAAUUCCUAGUACUUCUGAAACCACUCUUGCUAAGCUUAUGGAAUCUCAGGCACAGACUCUACAACAAAUAUUAAAGAUUUUAACAAGUAUGGAUGGCAGAAUUCCAGUACAAAAUCAAGAUAGUCCUAAUAACCAAAUAAAGAACACUCAUCAAACUGAAGCAAAAGAGGAUGGCAAAGUUGAAAACCCUGCAUCAGUCUGUGAACCACAUGCUUUUGGGGUAAACGUAAAUCUAAAAUAUUUCGGCUCUUGCUUGUCAAACAACUUAAGGAGAGGGGAAUCAGGCUUAUGUUUACAAGGAACACGAGGAUCUGUAUGAAGCAGCAAAGCGAGGCAAUUGGAAACGGGCUGAUGAAAUUUUCAAUGUAAAUCCAGGAGCAACAAUGACAGACAUCACAAUUGAAUCAGAAACAGUGCUGCACAUAGCUGCAGAUCAUACAAACUGGCAAUUCGUGGAAAAUUUAGUAGGACUCAUGCCACCAAAAGCACUUGAACAAAAGGAAAGUAGGUAUGGGUACACAGCGGUUCACACAGCUGCCAUGGAAGGAAACACCAAAGUUGUUAAGCUGAUGGUGAAGAAAAACCCGUGUUUGACAAAGAUACAUGAUAACUAUGGAAGGAUACCGCUGCACACAGCUGUAAAGUUUGUUUCAGAACGACAAAAGGAGGUGGUGCAGUAUCUUUAUUCUUCUACCAGAUACGACAACCCAACUCCUUUCACUGGUCCUCGUGGCGCUUCCCUUCUAUGUGAUUUAAUUGAUUCUAAUUUCUACGAUAUCGCAUUAUCUAUUGUGCAAAAUUAUCCAAAGCUAGUCACUGAGAAAACAAAAGACGGAGUGUGCGCAUUAGAAGUGCUUGUUCGAAGGCCAUUUUCAUUUCGAAGUGGAAAUAAAACAACAUGGUGGAAAAGACGCCUCUACCCAUUUCUUCAAGUGGACACAGAGGCACCUAGUAACCUUGACAGCAAAGCAGACUUAGAGAGCCCGAGACACUCCUCAACAGUGCGUAGAGGAGCAAUAACAAAGUUAAUCUCAGAGUACCGCAUCACCUGCUUAACUCAAGUUUCUUUUAUCAAAAAACUGUACGACCAAAAGUUGAUAAACGAACAAGCUACGGAAUUGGUCUCUAAUAUGUUAGCACAGAUAGAUGUUACUAUGAACAAGUCAGAUGUUAAAGAUUUUUUCAAAAAAUCUAGCCUCAUGAAGACAGCAAUAACAUACGGGACAAUGGAAAUCAUUGUGCAGUGCCUUGAGAAAUUUCCUUACCUAAUCUGGGCUGAAAUGGAAGGACAAACAAUGGUACAAAUUGCCAUCGCAGAAAGAAAUGACAAGGUAUUCAACUUUAUAUGCGAAAAGAGUGAGGAAGACAUGGAUGAACUGAAUUCCAGAAUGGAUGAAAGAGGCAAUACUAUCUUGCAUUAUGCUGCUCAUAUUGCACCUUCUCACCAACUAAAUUCAGUCUCUGGCGCAGCAUUUCAGAUGCAACGAGAAGCACAGUGGUUUAAGGGGGUGGAAUCUAUUUUACUAGAAAGAUACAGGCUAGUGAGAAAUAAAGCUGGGAUCACUGCUCAAUGUAUAUUUACGGAGAAACACAAAGAUUUAGUGAUGGAGGGAGAAAAAUGGAUGAGAGGUACCUCACAUUCAUGUAUGUUAGUAGCAACCCUUAUCUCUAUAGUCGCAUUUGCUGCAGCUUUUACUGUACCCGGUGGCCACUACAAUGAUGCUAAGAGAGACGCCAUCGAUAGCCUUCCUAUUCUUUUGAACAGCAAUUCAUUCAUUGUCUUUGCAGUAGCAGAUGCCUUAGCUCUCUUCUCUUCCGGCACAUCAGUUCUUAUGUUCUUGGCUAUCCUAACAUCACGUUAUUCAGAAGAAGAUUUUGUUAAAGAAUUGCCACAAAAGUUUAUACUAGGUCUUGCAACACUCUUCAUUUCCAUGGCCACCAUGAUGAUAGCAUUUAGUUCAGCAAUAUAUAUCAUGCUUUUCCCAAGAUGGACAUGGAUUAUUAUCCCUAUAACAUUGCUUGGCUGUGUGCAAGUGGCAUUGUUCGUGUGGUUGUUGUUUCCUUUGUUUGUCGAAAUGGUCCAUUCUACAUAUUGGCCUACAGUAUUUCAUAAGAAAAGUCUCAGACGUAAAUUUAAAAGGAAAAGGUCCAUGUAGAAAUUAAACUUCAUAUGUCAGCACUUGUUUAGCUUUCUUUUCUCUUCUUAUAUCAUAAGUGUAUCAUAACUGAUGUGUGAUAUGUAACUGCCAGUAGUUUAUAAACGAAAUGAAAUUGAACUGGUGGAACA
Molecule: messenger RNA, 2710 nt
Organism: Papaver somniferum (opium poppy)
Lineage: Eukaryota; Viridiplantae; Streptophyta; Magnoliopsida; Ranunculales; Papaveraceae
Product: protein ACCELERATED CELL DEATH 6-like
Exons: 6
Coding region: 807-2579 (590 amino acids)
Molecular function (GO): protein binding
Source: RefSeq, a predicted model, not a curated record